AUGUUGGCAGCAGCCAAUGCAGCGGCAGCAAGUCUAAGUGAGUUGAAGCUCAAUUCUGUUUAUGUCCAGCGCAGAGUGACCAGUGGUGGAAAGAUGUCCAUUAGGUCUUCGAUCUCUGUGUGGAGAGCGGCCAACAACAUCGAGCUGAAGCAGGACGAUGCUGUCGACGCCAAGUUCCUCCUGCACAUCGAGCACUUUUGUCCGCCUGCCUACUCCUCCGCCAUCCAUCCGGAAGCCAUGGCGCUCAAGGCCCAGAUCAUGGAGGCCUUUGACUACGCCCUGGUGUUCCCCGAUCACGCACACAUCCUCACGGCAUUCAACCUGCUGAAAUCAUUCGUCAUGCUCAAGUAUCCUCUGCACCGUGACGAUCGUGAGUGUCUCAUUGCCAAGCUAUUCACGUUGCUCUACGAUCAUUGUAAAUAUACUUCCCUCGUGUCAACAACAUGCGCUUCAUUGGCCAACCUUAUUACAGCUGGACGACAACAGAUUGAUAUAGUAAUCGAUUGGCGUCCACUAUCCGACCUCUUCAAGACCACCUUCCGCUUUGCAUCCGAAGGUACCUCCUACGUCGACAUUGACGACUCUGACAAGACUAAGUUGCAAACCAACUUGAUCAGCCUUGUGAUUGCCUGUCGUCCAUUCUUUGCAAUUGACUCAUUCGACCAGAUUAUGAGUGAAGCCAAGGACUGGAUGUGUCCACACUCAACAUCGAUGUUCAUGGGCAUCUACACACUGUCUUACUUCUUGCCUGCGCACCACCUGGUCGAGCUGAAGGAGGUGCCGCACUGGGUGUUGGAAUUCUUCACAUACUGGGAGCAGAUCGAGCAUAACGUCGGCUGGGACGAGCGCUGGGUCAAUCUGUUCUGGCGCAUCAUCAAGCACGCGACCAACAUCGACUGGGCACCGUAUGCCCCGCGUCUCUACACUCACUUCCUCAAGAUCAUCGAUCUCUCCAUUGGCAACCCCAAGUUCUCGCAUCUCAAGCCCAUCAAGCAUCACAUCCCCUCCACCUUUGUCAUCAAGCGUGUCGAAUCGUUGGAGUACACAGCCAUUGGCGGUCUGGCUGUGACUCUUCUAAAGUACAACACAAUCGAGUUGCUUCAGAAGCUAUUAUCAUCAAUCUCUACAUACUUCCAUCCAAGCAAUCAAGGUGAUUGGACAGCAUCCUUGCUUGAGGCCAUCGGCUCGUUAUCCCACUACUUUGCAAAGUACCAUCACAAGACUCCAUAUCCUUCCGAGCUCGUGGAACAAGUUGUGGACACUGUGCUACCUCAUAUUACCUCCACCCUCUACUCAAAGAAGAAGAACAUAACAUUGAGUGCCUGCAAGAUCAUCAAGGAGUUGGCAUACCUUGCACCACAAAAGGUAUUCCCCAAGUUGUUGGAGCGUGUAUACGCGUCAGUUGGUGGCGAGGAGGUACAUCGUAUUGUGAGUGAGUUGGAGGUGGUAUCCACUUGCUUCCACCCUUUAAUAUCACAGCCAGAGGCGUAUCCCGAGGGUAUAUCACAUGUUUACAAUUUGUUGGAGUUGGCCAGCUCAUCGAUCGACUCGAGCUAUCCCAAUAAGGCCUCGGCAGCGUUCAAGUUCCUCAAUCGUAUCUUCCAAUGUGUGUUGCUCAACGACGAGACCGUGCACAACGAACAAGAGGACUAUGCCAGCGAGCACGAGAAGCAAGCAGCCCUGUCCACCUCAUCAUUCCUCGACUGGUCACUCCUGUUGCUUGACUCUGUACUAUCAUUUAUCAAGGACUCGGCGACCAAGAAGGAUAUCGCGGGACGCAAGAGACAGAUGCCCACUGGCCUGUUCCUGUGGGAGACGAUGGAGCUGUUCUUCAGCCAGAUGUCCGACGACAUCUAUUCGGCCGUGCUGGAGAAGCUGGCUAAGUUCUUCUCCAAGAGCUACUACCCAGACUACUACAAGCAGUACAGUAUCAUUUUGAUGGCGGCCACACUGAGGAACCCUUCAAAGGCAUUGGCGAGAUUCCUGCCAAUAUUCCUCAACAAGGUGCUCAAGAAGCAAGAGGGCAAGUACCAGCUGCGCGACUGCUCCGACGAGGAGUACCGUUGGUACCUGUCUCUCGUUGGCUACUCGGUCUUCAAGACGGGCAACUCACUGCCCGAGCACAAAGACACCAUCAUCAGCGUGUGCAAGGUGUUGAUGGAGUCUGGCAACAAGGUGUUGGUGAAGCAGGCUGCCAAGAUAGUGCGCAAGUCCAUCUUCUCACUCACCCGUUACUAUCCAUCCAACAACCGAUCCAUCCCCAAGACCCUUCUUGCUGAGCAGGACUGUCACAUCAAGUACUGGGGACAGACCAACGAAGGAUGUUACCCAAUCGAAUGGUUCCAACCUAACGAGAACACCAUCCAGUUUGCCAAGGAGUUGAUCGAGUUGUUUGCGAUCCAGAGAGUCGCCGAGCUUGACAAGUACAUCGAUGAGAUCAAGACCAAUCCAUCAUCAUACGAUCGUAUGAAGGUAUACAACUACACUAAGGGAUUGUCGAGUGUGUUGCGAACAGCCAUGUUUGUGGUCGAGGACACUGAUCUGGCAGAGCCUGUGCAUGUUCCAGAGUCCAAGUACAACCCGCCUCCAAUCCCCAUCACCCACGGCAGAGUGACAAUCAAGGAGUUGGGCGACCUGACCAGCAAGAUAUACCAUGCCAUCGACAAGCUGCACACAUACAUGGAGAAGGAGAAGGACGACGAGGUGUUGAUCCUGAAACAGAUCGUCAAGGUCUACUACGUGCUUCAGUACGGCAUCAAUGAUGUGCACGACAAGAACUCGGACGUGUUGCACGAGAAGUGGUUCACACUCAAGAAGCUCAAGACCAGGAACAUGUUGGUGUUCAAGUCGUUCAAGGAGCAUCUCACGCGACAGAAGCUGUUCCACCAUAGACUGCCCGUGACCAAGUGUCUCAAGAGCACACUGAGUGCCCUGAACAGAUUGGCCGUGCACAACUACGUGCAGGUGAGGACCAUUGCCCAGGAGGCGAUCCAGCGUGUGCUGCUACAUCAUCCAUCCGUCUAUCACAUCUAUAUCCCGACAAUCCUCGACCUGUAUGAAAGCCUUAAAUCAGAGGAGGUCAUCAAGGGUACCAUCCAUCUCUUCUUCAAGAAGCAGAUGAUGAAGAGGCUCAGGACCAACUUUGCCUAUGUCCAACGUAUCUUCUCGACCUACGUGGGCAUCCCCCAAGAUGCCAAGCUCAGGCCAUCGACAAGGGAGCAGUUCAGCAACUUUAUCCAACACUUUGUAUUGAACAACUCUGACCCAACAAUCGUGCGACAGUACUCCAACGUGAUGAUCAAUGUCUCAUUGAACACGACUGACAUCCCCAAUGAUGUGAUCAUCAAGGAGAAGGCAUACGUGGACAAGAAGAAUGAGGAGAGCAUCCACUCGGUCAUCACAAUGAUUGGCGUGCUCAAUGAUGCACUGUUGCUUCACCAGAAGAAGGACCAUCUCAAUUGGAAGGACCAUCUCAUCUUCCAGAACUUUGCCACCUACUUGGUGGGCGUGUCGCUGCGCCAGCUGAGGGACAGCUACGAGGGCAACUGUCUGAACAUUGCCAAGUUCACCAAGAGCUUCCAUGCGUUCAAGAACACGCUGGACUGUACAUUCUACAACCUGGCCUGUGACUAUCCAAUCUCGCGACUGCACUCUGUCAACCUGCUGUCCAGUCUGUUCCCCGCCCAGGACAUGACCUACUUUGAGAAGUGCAGCGAGAACUACUGGAUCAAUCAUACCAAGGCACAGAAGCCCGUCAAGACCGCGCAGGUCAAUGAGAUUGCCAAGAAGCUGGCCGUGACAUCCGUGCAGGAGAACCUGAAGGAGCUCGUCAACAAUGAGUUCCUCGACAAGAUGAUCCACUACCUCUCUCUGGAUCAAGAUGCCGAGAGUCAGUCUUACAAGCUAGCCGCCAAGGUAUCACAGAAGCUGAUGACAGCCAUGUGGCCACACUCAAGACAUUGGUUGCCCUCAUUCGGAUUCGUAAUCCAGUUUGCAACGUUGUUCUAUGGUCUGACGAUCAUUCGCGAGGAGACAUUCUUUGAGCUCAUCAAGCCAUACAUUGAGAAGCUCAGAACAAGGACGGACAAGGAGGAUCAGAAUGUGUUGGCCGAGAUCAUUGGCGGCCUGGGCCGCUACUAUGCCACCACGCCCGACACCCCACGCACACCAGAGGUCAUCAGCUACCUGUCCGACCUGCUCUACAACUCUUUGAGCACCUGCUCUAAUGAGUUGACCGACUCUUGGAUGACAUGCAUUCGUUACAUGUCCUACAACACAAAGGUGCACCGACUGAAGUUCCUCGAGGAUACGCUGUUCAGACUGACCGAGGGCAACUCGCCGGAGAACAUCUCGUCGCAGUCCAAAUCGCUCAAGUUCCUCAAGGCACUGAUGUUUGAGUACACGUUCAAGUCCAAGCCAUACCUGGAUCGUGUGCUUGUCAUUGCCCAGAAGGAGUUCUCCAACCCGUACAAGCAGGUCAGAGACGAGGCCUUCAGACUGUUCACCCAUGUGCUGGUAUAUCAGACACAGUUCCAGGACAAGGACGGUAAUCUGGUCGUACUCCAGCCGCCAACUUUGCCAGCCGAUUCGAUUGCAGCCAUUGACGUCCUCAUCAAGGAUGCCACGGACGCCUCCAAGGUUGUCGAUGGCAAGAACAUCACGAGGGAGACACUGAUCGCCAUGGUCGAGUACACAUUCUCCAGAGGUUUCUCCAACACACUGUUGCGUCUUGUGCCCAAGUUGCUGCCCGUGAUCAUCUCAUUCACAGCCGACACCAACCAGGACACAUCAUCCCUGGCAACAAUCUGUGUGACCUCAAUGGCUCAGGGCUUCUACUCUGACUCGAAGCUACUUGAUGAGAUCAUCAACAGCGUCAAGAGCAUCACGUCCACAUCAUGGAGAGUGCGCCGUGCCACAUUGCCCUUCCUCCAGAUCCUGUUCUUCAAUCACUCGAUCCUCUUCACUCCCCAACAGAUCGACUCUGUAUACAACAUUGUUCUGGGCUAUGUCAAUGACCCUCAGAUUGAAGUCCGCGAGUAUGCCAAGAACACCCUUACCUCAUUGCUCAAGUCCAGCAAACAUGAUACUGCUCGAAUCAAAGCACUCAUUUCCAACGCAACCACUCAGUUAUCACAAUCAAAGACUACAUCGGCCAAUGCAUCACAGAAGCAUCAGUACAUAUUGACACUGAGUUCAAUCGUCCUGUCCAGUCCCUACCAAAUACCAACAUAUUUCCCAGAGGUACUGGAUCAUUUAUCCAGAUAUUCUUCUUCCAUUUUCCCAUUGAGUAACACUGUACAGAAUACACUGUCUGAAUUCUGGCUGACACAUAAGGAUACUUGGGAGGAGGAGAAGCUAAACUUCACCGAGGAUGAGAUUGAAAAGAUGCAUGACACUGUAGCAUAUCCAAGUUACUACGCAUAA
Molecule: messenger RNA, 5424 nt
Organism: Acytostelium subglobosum LB1
Lineage: Eukaryota; Evosea; Eumycetozoa; Acytosteliales; Acytosteliaceae
Exons: 9
Coding region: 1-5424 (1807 amino acids)
Biological process (GO): proteasomal ubiquitin-independent protein catabolic process
Cellular component (GO): cytosol; nucleus
Molecular function (GO): proteasome binding; peptidase activator activity
Source: RefSeq, a predicted model, not a curated record